Messenger RNA from Amaranthus tricolor (Joseph's coat), 1502 nucleotides. Its product is annotated as UDP-arabinopyranose mutase 1. The transcript has 4 exons. Gene Ontology annotation, molecular function: UDP-arabinopyranose mutase activity. The record is from RefSeq and is a predicted model, not a curated record. NCBI's taxonomy places the organism in Eukaryota, Viridiplantae, Streptophyta, Magnoliopsida, Caryophyllales, Amaranthaceae. Bases 194 to 1267 code for a protein of 357 amino acids. Gene Ontology annotation, biological process: plant-type cell wall biogenesis; UDP-L-arabinose metabolic process. Gene Ontology annotation, cellular component: Golgi apparatus; cytosol.
ACAUAUGUUUGAUUCCAUGCUCCACACAAAAGUCCUGCUUAACAUGUGAAUUGUGAACCUUCCCCCAUCUCAAAACUCUCCAUAAAUUGGAACCCCAAAACCCCAUUUUCCUCCCAAACCCUCUCUCUACCUCUCUCUCUAUAACCAGAUCUCUUUCUCUCUCUACCCCAUCUUUCUCUCUCAUCUCUCUGCCAUGGCAGGACCUUCAGUGCCUGCUACUCCUCUGCUCAAAGAUGAGCUUGAUAUUGUCAUCCCCACAAUCAGAAACCUUGAUUUUCUUGAGAUGUGGAGACCUUUUUUCCAACCCUACCAUUUAAUCAUUGUUCAAGAUGGAGAUCCUUCUAAAACUAUUAGAGUUCCCGAAGGUUUUGAUUAUGAACUUUACAACAGGAAUGAUAUCAAUCGCAUUUUGGGUCCUAAAGCUUCUUGUAUUUCCUUCAAGGAUUCUGCUUGCAGAUGUUUUGGUUAUAUGGUUUCUAAGAAGAAGUACAUCUAUACCAUUGAUGAUGAUUGCUUUGUAGCCAAGGAUCCAUCUGGGAAGGACAUCAAUGCACUUGAGCAACAUAUCAAGAAUCUUCUGUCUCCAUCAACCCCAUUUUUCUUCAAUACCCUUUACGAUCCAUACAGGGAAGGUGCUGAUUUCGUUCGCGGAUACCCCUUCAGUAUGCGUGAAGGUGCGAAAACUGCUGUCUCUCACGGCCUUUGGUUAAACAUCCCUGAUUAUGAUGCACCCACCCAACUUGUGAAGCCCCUUGAGAGGAACACUAGGUAUGUUGAUGCUGUGUUGACCAUUCCCAAGGGAACCCUCUUCCCUAUGUGCGGCAUGAACUUGGCCUUUGACCGUGAGCUCAUUGGACCCGCUAUGUACUUUGGUCUCAUGGGCGAUGGCCAACCUAUUGGUCGUUACGACGACAUGUGGGCUGGCUGGUGCACCAAGGUGAUAUGCGACCAUCUGGGGUUGGGAGUGAAGACCGGGCUGCCUUACAUAUACCACAGCAAAGCAAGCAAUCCAUUUGUGAACCUGAAGAAAGAGUACAAGGGCAUCUUCUGGCAAGAAGAAUGCAUCCCGUUUUUCCAAAACGUAACCCUCUCAAAGGACUGCACUUCGGUCCAAAAGUGCUACCUUGAGCUCGCCAAACAAGUCAAGGAUAAACUCGGAGGAGUAGACGAGUACUUCAUCAAGCUGGCUGAUGCUAUGGUCACCUGGAUUGAGGCUUGGGAUGAGCUUAACGGAGGAGCUCCCGCUGCUGUUGCUAAUGGCAAAUAAAAGCUUUUUGUAGUGAUUUGAGAAUCGAAGGUCGAACGAUGUAUUGGAUUUCAGGCAGAGAUAUAGGCUAUGUAUUUAUUGUCAUUUAAUUUUAUAUCCUAGGAGUUUUGUACUCAGAACUCCCCUUAAUAUCCUUUUUAUAUUUUGUUACAAGUGAAUUGAGAAUUUGUUAUUUAUUUUUGUCGGAUUUAUAUGUUAGAUGUUCUAUUUAUUCAUUAACCAUCUUUUGGCUCAA